Pipra filicauda (Wire-tailed manakin) is the source of this 6490-nucleotide messenger RNA. It is a transcript of the gene LMNB2, whose product is annotated as lamin B2. The record is from RefSeq and is a predicted model, not a curated record. Lineage: Eukaryota; Metazoa; Chordata; Aves; Passeriformes; Pipridae. Bases 103 to 1941 code for a protein of 612 amino acids. The transcript has 12 exons.
GGCCAUCUUGGCGCCGAGACUGCAUGUCCCAGGCGGCGCCGCGGCGGGAGGGGCCGCCCGCCCGCCAUCUUAGCGCUCCCUCCCCCGGUGCGGCGGGAUUGAAUGAGCUGCCGCCCGCCCGCCCGCCAGCCCAGCGCCAUGUCAGGCACCCCGAGCCGCGGCACCCCCGGCGGGACCCCGCUGUCGCCGACCCGCAUCUCCCGGCUGCAGGAGAAGGAGGAGCUGCGGCAGCUCAAUGACCGCCUGGCCGUUUACAUCGACCGUGUGCGGGCGCUGGAGCUGGAAAACGACCGGCUGCUGCUGAAGAUCUCGGAGAAGGAGGAGGUCACCACCCGGGAGGUGAGUGGAAUCAAGAGUCUCUAUGAGUCUGAACUGGCUGAUGCCCGAAGAGUUCUGGAUGAAACUGCCAAAGAGAGAGCUAGAUUACAGAUUGAAAUAGGAAAACUGAGAGCAGAACUUGAGGAGUUCAAUAAGAGCUACAAGAAGAAGGACGCGGAUCUGUCUGUGGCUCAGGGGCGCAUUAAGGAUCUGGAAGUUCUCUUCCAUAGAAGUGAAGCAGAACUCAACACUGUCCUGAACGAGAAACGCAGCCUGGAAGCAGAGGUGGCUGAUCUGCGUGCCCAGCUUGCCAAGGCUGAAGACGGUCAUGCUGUGGCUAAGAAGCAGUUGGAGAAGGAGACACUCAUGCGUGUGGACCUGGAAAAUCGGUGCCAGAGCUUGCAAGAGGAUUUGGAUUUCAGAAAAAAUGUGUUUGAGGAGGAAAUCAGGGAAACAAGAAAACGCCACGAGCAUCGUUUGAUCGAGGUGGACACGAGCCGCCAGCAGGAGUACGAGUCCAAAAUGACUCAGGCUCUGGAGGAUCUGCGGAAUCAGCACGAUGAACAAGUCAAACUGUACAAGCUGGAGCUGGAGCAGACCUACCAGGCUAAGCUGGAGAAUGCCAAAUUGUCCUCUGACCAAAAUGACAAGGCUGCUGGUGCAGCUCGAGAGGAGCUGAAGGAGGCUCGCAUGAGGAUAGAAGCUCUCAGCUACCAACUCUCUGGCCUCCAGAAACAGGCCAGCGCAGCGGAAGAUCGCAUCCGGGAGCUGGAGGAGAUGAUGGCUGGGGAGAGGGAGAAGUUUAGGAAGAUGCUGGAUGCAAAGGAGAGGGAAAUGACAGACAUGAGGGACCAGAUGCAGCUUCAGCUUACGGAGUACCAGGAGCUGCUCGAUGUUAAAUUAGCACUGGACAUGGAGAUCAGUGCUUACCGAAAACUCCUGGAAGGGGAAGAGGAAAGGUUGAAGCUCUCUCCAAGCCCCUCCUCCCGUGUCACAGUCUCUCGGGCUACCUCCAGCAGCAGCAGCAGCAGCACUUCCCUUGUUCGCUCUUCCCGGGGCAAGAGAAAACGCAUCGAGGCCGAGGAGCUUUCCGGCAGCGGGACCAGCGGGAUCGGCACCGGGAGCAUCAGCGGCAGCAGCAGCAGCAGCAGCUUCCAAAUGUCCCAGCAAGCUUCAGCUACAGGAAGCAUCAGCAUAGAAGAGAUAGACCUGGAGGGCAAAUACGUUCAGCUGAAGAACAACUCGGAGAAGGAUCAGUCUUUGGGUAACUGGAGGCUGAAAAGACAAAUUGGAGAUGGAGAAGAAAUUGCUUACAAAUUUACUCCUAAGUAUGUCCUCAGAGCUGGGCAAACUGUUACAAUCUGGGGUGCAGAUGCAGGGGUAUCUCACAGCCCCCCCUCUGUUCUGGUGUGGAAGAACCAGGGCAGUUGGGGCACCGGAGGAAACAUCCGCACUUACCUCGUGAACUCGGAAGGAGAGGAAGUUGCAGUGAGAAGCGUUACUAAAUCAGUAGUUGUGCGAGAGAAUGAAGAGGAAGAGGAUGAAGCAGAGUAUGGAGAGGAGGACCUUUUCAACCAACAGGGGGAUCCCAGAACAACCUCUAGAGGAUGCUCAGUGAUGUGAAAAAAGAAGACAGAAACUAUUAUUUGCGCUUUUUUCCCUUCAUUUAUUUCCUUUUAUUUUUGCUAUUUUUUCCCUCCGGAGCCACUGAAAACUAUUUUUAUAUGCAUCAUCUGAUUUCUUUGAAGUUUACUCCUUGGUACAUUUUUAUAAAAAAAUUUAAAAAAAAACCUUUUCUGAACAAAACUGCCAGAAUUUUUAAUAGAUUUCUUUAUUUUUCCCUCUUUGUUGAAACACUAUAUUGGAAUACAAUAUUUUUCCCCACACAGAGUUUAAAGUCUUAUGUAGAAACCUAAAGCAGAAAGGAGAUUUUUAGCUAAGAUGAGAUGAGACUCCUUGAGUGUAUGGUAAAACUAUAAUUACAUAUUAUAACCAGGAUAACCCCUUCCCCCAGAAAAGAAGUUUUAUGAAGUGGGUUCAUCUGUAGGGCCCUGGGAGAGAUUCACAGAGUGUUUCCUCCACAAUUGCAGAAAUGGUAGUAUCUUGCCUGGUAUCCUUAGGAAAAUUAGGUUCAUUCCAAACGGUGUCACACAAUUGCAGUGACACAGGGAACCUGCAUUUUAGGCAUUUCUGACUCAGGACUGUGCCAUCAUGUCCUGCUCCCUCCUGGUAAAACCAUCUGAGUCUGUCACCCCCUGAGCUCUGUGUCAUCAUUCCAGAAGAGGGAAGAUGGUAUGUUCUGCUUCCUGAAUAUCCCAUAUGCAAUCAAUUUACCAUCCUAAGUUGGAAGUGUCAAACCCAGAGUUUGAACUGUUUGAUUUUCAGGGGAUUUUGCCCUUGUGUCAAGUGAGACCCUGUUAAGUCAUGGACACAAGUUGUGAUGGUCAGUAUUUACGAUUAAUGUUUCUGACAUGUUCAGCAUUAAACACAUCGAUUAAGAUUUUAGAAAUUAAACAUAUUUAUACUUUUGGCAGUGAUAAAUACUGGGGAUUUUAAAGGUUAUCCCGUGUAAAUGUCGACUUUUUUAAUCAGAGCUAGAUGCAGCUUGUUCAUACUUCUCUUAUGUUCAAAGGGGUGUUGUCAGGUAUCCUAAGGAGCAAUAUUUACAAAAUAGUGCAGAAAUAGUUUAAUGACUUUUAAGCAGUUCAAAGGAACUGCCGCUGUUCAGGACGUGAGUGUUGCUGUGCAGUGUUCAAGUGCUCGAGGCAAAGUCUAACAAGGAGCAAAGGGAGAAUAAUGUUUUUUAUAAAAAAUGCUUUGUAUGGGUAGCAGGUGAUUUUUUAUUGCAAUUUUGUGUCUGACAGUGUCCCUUUUAGCUUAAGGUUUCUGCUGCUGCAUUUCUCUGGAGAUAAGUCUGACUCCCAUGGGGGUUCAUGUUCGUACAGUGGUGCAUCUUUAAGCACAAGGAAAAAUAUUUGACUGCUCCAAAGAAUGCACUGGCUACUGUACAAGUGAAUGUUUGUUUUUUUUAACUAGUUAUCAGUAUGGAUACAAAAUUUGGAUACCAUUUGAUUCCAGCACAGAAGCGUGUUUUUACCUGCACUCUCGAAGUCUGAUCUUGUCAUUCAAAUAGUGUAGACUCAUCAGACAAGUGACAAGGUUUGGAUGUUUUCGGUGGCUUUUGGACAUUGUGUUCUCUGAACAGUAUUGUGACUGACAGAUAUAACCUAGAAAGUCAGUUUAGUGGCUCUGACUGAUGGCUUUGUCAUGCAAGCAGGGUGGGAACAAAAGGGGCUUUAAGCUUCAGCAUUUAUUUUGCCGUUUGGAAAUAAAUCAAAGAUGCUACUUUUCUCUGUUUAAGUGGGAUGACUGAAUUGCUGAAGUUAAACUAAUAGACAUUUAGAAUUAUGUUUUAAUCCAUUAUCAGAAGAUCCAUUACAAAAAAGCAGGAUGAAGAUUUGGCUUUUUGGGCUAUGGGAUAACUCCAUUGAUGUACUUGGCCAUCUUUCUAAUGUAAUUUUCCCACUCUGCUUGAGUAGAAGAUCAAAUAUGUAGUAAAUCAUGUCUGUCUCUCUGUAAGAUGUAUCUAGUGAAAUUAUGUUUCUCAGACAUACUGUUAUAAUUAUCUUUUCUAAAUUUGUUGUUAUGCAAAUGAAUGCAAUCAAUGUAGACUUAUUUUUGCAGCACACCUUCCAACCACUGGACAGCAUUUCCCUUUCUGAUCCACAGCUUCUAGAAUAUACUGACAUAGCAUUUGAGGGCUUUUUGCUUUUCCCCUAAAGAUCUGUAUUUAUUUUUUUUUACACGGGCCAGUUUUUGGACUGCUUAUUCUUUAAGAUUGUUCUGUGAUCUUAAAUACUGAAGCAAUGAGCGUGGAGUUCAUUUGCAUUUUUUCUGUGAUUUUUGUUUGUUUCCUGUAAAGAAUGGCCUCGGAAAGGCAGCUUGAAUGAGGAAAAACCUCUUGCUACCUGAGCCAUAGUUUUCUUAACAGCUACUGUAUGGGGAGUGUGUCUUCCUGUAGCCUUAAGAACUGGUGCUUGCAGAUCUCUUGUGAUGAGCACUGUGCCCUUCAGUAACAGUCUGCAGAAUUUGUCCUUAGAUUUGGAACUGUGUCCUUUAACUCUGGAAACAGUUUAUUUGAUUCUCCAGGACCGUGUUUAGGUAUAUGCAGGUCAUACAAACCAGUGAUGGACACUGUGGGAAAGCCAGCAGUCCGAAUGUGGAUGAUUCUGUUACCACAGUGCUUUUUAAUAGGCUACUACAAAUCUGAUAACUAACUCCUGACUGUAAAUUACAAGACACAGAAGAACUACUGUAUUCCAUGUACUUUGUGUGUGUCCACCUUCUCCAGGCACCAUCCAGUCCUCUUGCUUUUGAUGCUGAGCUUCGGUCUAAUGGCGCUGUCCCAGUAAAGCUGGUGCACCAGACUGGGAGGCAGUUUUGUGGCUUUAACAAAACAAAAAGCAUUGUUUCUUUUUUUCCUCUGUCUUUCAAGGAUUUUUGUCCCAUUUUCAGGAUAUUUAAAGGUUUUUGUUCAAAUCCAGUGUUCCCUUGCCCCCCUUUUUCUCUUUGAUCCUGUAUGUGAACCACUCUUGGAGAAACUGGAGAAUGGUCAGCGGUUCUACUCCAGUGCUCAUACCUGGUGUAGAGCUUGAAGGGGAAACAGAUUCUACUUGUCUGGAGGAAAAUGAUUUUAAGGUGUCUCUGAAGAGGGAAACAAACCAGUAUAGCUUUUAUCAGAGUAGUUACUUGAGCAUAACUACCCAUAUGGAUGUUCUUAUUCCAGAAAAACAACUUUAUUCUGGAUGAAAUAGAAAAAGUUUUUCCUAUGUGUAGAUCAUAACAGAAUAUGAUAUAAAAUAUGAACAAUGCAUCCUUCCCCCUCCUAAGCUCAUACCACAUAAAAAUGCUUUUUAGAACAGGUCCAUCCAUCUGCAGACCUGUCAGGAAUGUGGUGUCCUGUGGAGUGAGGUGUGGCCUCAGAGCCCCUGGCACUUCAUGCCACUUCUUUCUCCCUUGCUUCCACAUUUGUUCCUUUAAGUGUUGCAUUGCAGUGACUUACUCCAAGGAGCAGAGUGGCUGGGAUUCCCUUGUUGCUGCACAUCUGUAUUUCCAGGGAUUCCUUUGUUGCUGCACAACUCUAGUUCCUGUGUUUCCCUCGUUCCUUGGCUCUGACAGAACCCCUCGUUUGCACUGACACGUUGCUCACUUGUCUUCAGCUCCGUGUUGCCGUUAGACAGGAGUUGGCUGCAUAGUCUGUGUUUGUAGCAGGAACCAAAAGUCUCAUGAAGAAAAUAAACAUCUGCUUCCCGUGGCUGUGAUGUAAAAGCCAGCUGAGUGUGUGUGCAGCUGGCAGCAGUGUGGGAACUGUGCUGUGGUGUGGAGCAGACUGUACUGUGAAAGGAGAUCACUGCGUGUGGUGUCUGCCCUCGAGCAACGGGACACCUCAUGUUCAGUUCAGGGAUCUUACUGGGUUUUAUACACCCUUUUUUCUUGUUUUUAAUGCUCAUCCUGUAUAAAAGCCCUUUAACUGCAACCUGAACAGAGGUUAGAAGAGACAUGUAAAAAUCCUCUCUAUACCCCAGGACAUUGGAGAAUCUUAAUUUUCUUCACAUCAGAAGGGUUUUGAUGAGGCAGGAAGACAUGCAUGCUGUAUGUUCUAGAUCUCUUGUAGCCACUUCUCUCACAUUUUCACUGUUAAGCCAUUCUCUCUCUUCUUUCUUUAUCUUCUUUUGAAAGUCUUAUCUCUAAACAAAGGCAUAUUUGAUCCUGGAUUUUAUUGACACUGUUGGGUCCAAACCCUGUGUGAGCAGGAAGCAAAGCCUUGUUGUGAACCAGUGAGCGGAAGGUGAGAUAGUGAUUGCAUUUUUCAAAGCACUGUUUUAGCUGAAUGUCAGGACAAAUGAUAUUGGAGAAAUUGUUUUCUCAUUUAAAAUGGCCUGGGAAACAGAAUUUUGAUUUGCCCUUCAAUAUGCUUAGCUUUAAACCAGUUUAAAAUUAUUUAAAGGUGUUUGGUUUUUUUUAUACAAGACCAUAUUUACAUGCAAUUAUUAUUUGUAAACAUAAUGCCUUUCUUGAAAUGCUAAGGUCUAGAAUGAAAAGGAUGGCCAAUAUUGAAAGCCUCUAUUCAGAAUAAGCAUAAGCAGUGAUUUGACUUGAAGUUGAGGAAAAU